CCCUCUAGCUGCCGGUUACAUUCCAACCGCCUGGAGCUUCCCGCGCGCCUCUCCCCUCCCCCUCCCGCGGCGGCCGCCCGGUGUCAUGGCUUCCUCCGAGGUCACUCGGCAGCUGCAAAAUGAUAAUUGUCGACCCUUAUCUUUGUCUGGCCAUGUUGGUUUUGAUAGCUUACCAGAUCAGUUGGUUAACAAAUCCGUCAACCAGGGCUUCUGCUUCAACAUUCUUUGUAUUGGGGAGACUGGAAUUGGAAAAUCAACCUUGAUAGAUACUUUGUUUAACACCAGUUUUGAUGACCGCGUAUCAACACAUUUUCAACCGAAUGUAAGACUCAGAGCUCAGACGUAUGAACUCCAGGAAAGCAAUGUUCGAUUGAAACUGACCAUUGUAAAUACAGUGGGAUUUGGUGACCAGAUAAACAAAGAAGAUAGCUAUCAGCCAAUAGUGGAUUACAUAGAUGCACAAUUUGAGGCCUACCUCCAGGAAGAACUGAAAAUUAAACGCUCCUUAUACAACUACCAUGACACUCGCAUCCAUGUCUGCCUCUAUUUUAUUUCACCUACAGGCCAUUCCCUUAAAACGCUUGAUUUGUUAACCAUGAAGAAUCUUGACAACAAGGUGAACAUUAUACCAGUCAUAGCCAAAGCAGACACCAUUUCUAAAACUGAACUACAGAAGUUUAAAAUCAAACUCAUGAGUGAAUUGGUUAGUAAUGGAGUCCAGAUAUACCAGUUUCCAACAGAUGAUGAAACCAUUUCUAAAAUUAAUGCCACUAUGAAUGGACAUUUACCAUUUGCUGUAGUGGGGAGUAUGGAGGAAAUGAAGAUUGGAAACAAAAUGGUGAAAGCUCGACAGUACCCUUGGGGCAUUGUACAAGUGGAAAAUGAGAACCACUGUGACUUUGUAAAGCUUCGUGAGAUGCUUAUUUGCACAAAUAUGGAAGACCUGAGAGAACAGACUCAUGCACGGCAUUAUGAGCUGUAUAGACGCUGCAAACUGGAAGAGAUGGGCUUCAGAGACACAGGCCCUGAAAACAAACCAGUCAGGGUCCCCCUACUAAAGGGUUACACAGAUAGCAAAAAGUCUAUAUCUCACAGCCACGCUUCUGUAGAAAGUCUACAGGAGACCUAUGAAGCUAAGCGGCAUGAGUUCUUUGGCGAAUUGCAGCGGAAGGAGGAGGAGAUGAGACAGAUGUUUGUGCAGAGAGUCAAGGAGAAAGAAGCAAUAUUGAAAGAAGCUGAGCGAGAGCUGCAGGCUAAAUUUGAACAUCUUAAGCGACUUCACCAAGAAGAGAGGAUGAAGCUGGAGGAAAAAAGAAAACUCCUGGAAGAUGAUAUGAUUGCAUUCAAUAAGAGGAAAGCUGCUACUGAGUUACUUCAAGCACAGGCAUUUGCAUCUACACCUAGCGUUAGUUUGAAAAAAGACAAGGACCGUAAAAACUUUAUGUAAUACAGAGGAUUAUGGCAAGCAAAUGUUAAAAAUUAUACAAGUCAGCUAUGGUUUCCUAUACUUUUUCUUUUUCUUCUGUAUUUCUUACCAAACAAGAAUUUGGAAAAUGGCCAUUACUACUGCAAGUUAAAGAAGAAAAGUAUGUGGUCAAUAUGCAUACAGUAUUGUAAGUUACUGUUACAUUAAUAUAAUUUAAUGAACAUUUCCAUUAAGCAGCUACGUUGAUAUGCCCUUAUACUUUAGGAGCAUAUGGCCAAGUCACACUUAAGUGCAUUGUACCAAAGAAAAUAUCUCUAUCGUAGACAGUUUUCAUUCAUAAUAUGAAUACUGUAGUACAGAAGUAUUCAGUGAAUAUAUAUAUAUAUAUAUAUAUAUAUAUUAUAGCCUUUUGAAAGUAAUUUUGAUACAUUGUUUCCUUACUAAACAGCAUUUAAUGUAACUUCUGAAGUGUUUUGAAAUGUAUUAAAUAUUUAAAUCUGCUCAAAUAACCACUUAUUAAUUUUGCUGACAAUGGUUUGUUUUUUAUAGAAACACUGUCCUGAUUUUGUGAUCUAAGCUUUCUAAUGAACAGGAAUCAUGGUCUUCAGUGCUGUAUGCUAAUAUAUUUGUAGUUGACAUUACUAAUUGAAGACCAAGUCAUUAAAAAAUAAUCUAAUCCACUUUCAUCUGCUUUUCAGUCUUUGGCCUCUUUACAUGUAUUCCCUGGUUCAGAAGCUGGGCAUUUUUGAAAUAAAUUGGGCUAUUAAAGACACACAUAAAUAACUUUACAAACAUGGCUAGUCCCAUUUAUUUCAAUGAGACUUCUUGCAUGCAUAAGUUAAACAUGUGUAUAAGUGUUUCCAGAAUUGGAGCCUUACUUUAUUUGUAUCUCUUUACUACAUAAAGACAAACUGUUUAGUGGCUUACAGAAUAGGUUGAAGAAUCGUUUUUUAAAAACAAACGUUGGAAAGUAACCAUAGCUUUGUAGUGUUAAAAUUGUCAUACAACUAGAACAGAUGGCUAAACUUCCCUUUUGUUAACUUCAGCAUCUUUAGGUUAAAGCACGUUUAAAACAAUUCUUAUAUUUUAAAAGUCCCCAAUAACUAUUUAUCUGCAAUAAUCUAUAGACAAUGUAAUUCUCCAAAGAUGACUUGUACAUUACUAUUUUUGAAAUAAAAUAUUAAUACAUAACUUCACUGAAAUAAAAUGUACUUGCUGAAAUGUG
Malaclemys terrapin pileata is the source of this 2651-nucleotide messenger RNA. RefSeq names its product septin 10 (gene SEPTIN10). Bases 86 to 1447 code for a protein of 453 amino acids. Lineage: Eukaryota; Metazoa; Chordata; Testudines; Emydidae. The record is from RefSeq and is a predicted model, not a curated record. Gene Ontology annotation, molecular function: GTP binding; molecular adaptor activity; GTPase activity. The transcript is spliced from 11 exons. Gene Ontology annotation, cellular component: septin ring; microtubule cytoskeleton; cell division site. Gene Ontology annotation, biological process: cytoskeleton-dependent cytokinesis.